AUGGGAACUAAUAUUGGAACAAUGUUUCUGUUUAGCAAAAGAAAACGAUGGCGAGAAUAUCGUUUUGAUAAAGAAGCGAAUGCGUUCUGUUUGCAGUUUAUGCAUGAAGAUAGCUUAGUGAUGAUGGAACGUCAUGCACUGCGACACUUUUUGAAAAAUGCAUCUCAUUUAGCGCAUCGUCUCUCGAUUCUCUCUAGUGCGAAAUCAAGCCCAAGUACGGUAACAUGUUCGACAUCAAGUGAUACCUCAACGAUUGUGUCCGAUUUGUGUGCGUUAAUGAAUCAGGUAACAGCGAAAGUGCUCGCCAUUGAACUGCCCGACGACAUAGUGCUCAGCUAUACAAAAGCACCGUUCCAUUACGCGGACAUCUACGAGGAUCAUUUGAUGCACGCUUGUCUGUUCGGUUUCACCCGGAAAGCCGUUCAGAUGCCCUUGCACGAUCACUCGAGAAUGCACGGAUUCGUGAAAGUGAUUCGUGGCUCGAUGACAGUCUCGUCGUAUUCGUGGUUGUCCGAAGACGACGAGCAACGUGAAUGCAACAGAAAUAUUAUUCGCUCAUUCUAUGGGCGACCUGUCAGAAUGGAAAAUACAUAUGCAAUUGCACUAUGCGAAAGUGCUCGUGCACUCUCGGAAGUUCUGUUCACUGUAAUUCUUGUUUUGAUGUGUGAAACGUAUGAAAUUUCAAGAUAUGAAGGUACAAUCAAAAGGAAUAGUGAAGACGAAUGCGUACAUUUGGAUCCAGAACGCGGUAAUCUUCAUUCAAUGGAAGCACUUGAAGCUGGAACCACAUUCUUCGAUCUGUUGGUGCCUGGAUACGGUGAUCGACCGUGUACAUUUUAUGAGAUCAAACCGGGCGAUUCGCAGCUGAACGGCUCGGAUAUUUGCUUCGUUCGAACUGUGCCCAUGCCAACAUCCUAUUAUUGCGAAACGAUACCUUACGAUCAGAUUUUUCGCCUUUGA
Anisakis simplex (herring worm) is the source of this 960-nucleotide messenger RNA. The record is from the annotation of a GenBank genome assembly. NCBI's taxonomy places the organism in Eukaryota, Metazoa, Nematoda, Chromadorea, Rhabditida, Anisakidae.